GAGGUUCUCUCCUCUCCUCUCAUGGACCCUUUGAAAUGGAUAUCUCGAGAAUACCACGAAAUUAACGGGUCCACAUUCGACGUUCUAGAAACGGUGCCAUCCCCAUUGGAAUUCGCCCGAAUUGCACAAAUAUCUCGACCUGUGCUGAUCAGAGGCUUCCAACCGCCCGCUGCCAAAGUUUGGACCAACAGCUAUCUCAUCGAAAGGCUGGGUUCGUCCGCGAUCUCGGUGGCAGUAACACCUAACGGGUGUGCAGAUGCGGUGACACGUUUUGACGGCAAGUUUUACUUUGCGGAACCUCACGUUGAACAAAUGACUAUGGCCUCUUUCCUAUCGAACCUUUCCCCCGAUAAGGAAGUAGCUAAAGGACGAACCGAAACUUAUUACCUGCAAUCCCAGAACGGCAACCUCUAUUCGAGUCGGUUCUUUGACGGGUUAGAUGACCCAUCCGAGUUUAAGGCCUUACGGGAUGAUGUUCCCAGCGAAGUGUUCUGGUGUAGCGAAGCGCUUGGUCGACCUCCCGAUGCCGUCAAUCUCUGGAUGGGAGACAGCGGUAGCGUGUCAAGUGUGCACAGUGAUCCGUACGAAAACAUGUAUACCGUUAUUCGCGGGGCUAAACACUUCACCCUGUUGCCUCCUGCAGAAGGGUGGUGUCUGAAAGAACGCAUGUACCCUCACGCGAUGUAUACCCGAUCACUGGGCUCGCAGACUCUCGAACUCCGGCCUUCCUCAUCAGACAUUCCCAAAGUACGCUGGUCGUCUAUCACAGAACCACACCUUCCCGGAGCCCUGGCGCCCGACGCCCAUCCCAUUUACAUCACCGUCAAGAUGGGUGAUACUUUAUAUCUCCCCGCCGGAUGGUGGCAUCAUGUCCGCCAGAGUGGAAUCACUAUCGCUCUCAAUUGGUGGUAUGACAUGGAGAUGAGAGGGAUGAAUUGGGUAAUCCUAUCCUUCUUAAGGACAAUACAAGACGUUCCAGAUGGUAAUGAAUUGGACGAGGUGUGACAAUAUCGCUACAGACUGCGGGAUGUGAGUAAUAUACAUUGAAUUGAGGUGGAAUGUACAAGAAA
Molecule: messenger RNA, 1070 nt
Organism: Marasmius oreades (fairy-ring Marasmius)
Lineage: Eukaryota; Fungi; Basidiomycota; Agaricomycetes; Agaricales; Marasmiaceae
Exons: 8
Coding region: 22-1005 (327 amino acids)
Molecular function (GO): 2-oxoglutarate-dependent dioxygenase activity
Source: RefSeq, a predicted model, not a curated record